AGCCGCAGCCAGCCGAGAGACUUUUAAAUGUCCGCCAUGUUGUCCAUGGCGCACUGAGCCAGCGGCAGCCGGAGCACAGAGCGACCGACGCCCGGGCCUUCCCCCGGCGACGCCCUACACAACAAACGUUAGAGACUCUAAGCGCACAGAAACAUCCAUGAAAACUCCACUCGGCACCGUGGUGACCGUUCGGAGAUCGGAUAGAUUUCUGCUGAAAAAAUGAGCAAACUGUCGUUUCGGGCGCGAGCGCUGGACGCGUCCAAGCCGCUGCCCGUCUUCCGCUGCGAGGAUUUACCCGAUCUGUCCGAGUAUGCCUCCAUUAACCGCGCCGUGCCGCAGAUGCCCACGGGGAUGGAGAAAGAAGAGGAAUCGGAACACCAUCUUCAGCGGGCAAUCUCAGCGCAGCAGGUAUAUGGCGAGAAGCGGGACAACAUGGUCAUCCCGGUGCCCAAGGCAGAGAGCAACAUCACAUACUACGACUCCCUCUACCCUGGGGACUACAAGAUGCCAAAGCAGCUAAUUCACCUACAACCUUUCAGCUUGGACACAGACAAACCUGACUAUGAUUUGGACUCUGAUGAUGAGGCCUUCAUCAUCAAGCUGACAAAGAGGCUCGACAUAGACCUCUUGCAGUUUGAGAACAUGAUUGACCGGUUGGAGAAAGGCAGCGGACAGCAGCUGGUGAGUCUUCCAGAGGCCAAACUGCUGCUGAAAGAAGACGACGAGCUAAUUAAGGAAGUGUUUGACUACUGGAGCCGCAAGAGGAAAAUCAGCAAGGGCAGUUCACUCAUCCCCAUCGUCAAGCAGGAGAAACGGGACGGUUCUAGUACCGGUGACCCCUAUGUGGCCUUCAGGCGCCGGACUGAGAAGAUGCAAACAAGGAAGAACCGUAAGAAUGAUGAGGCCUCGUAUGAGAAGAUGCUGAAACUCCGCAGAGAUCUCAGUCGAGCCGUCACCAUCUUGGAAAUGAUCAAGAAGAGAGAGAAGAGUAAGAGAGAACUGCUGCACCUCACACUGGAAAUCUUUGAGAAGAGGAAUGCCAUGUCAGAUUUUGGUGGUGAGGUCAUGGCAGAGGUGCUGGCUGAACGAGCGCUGGUGAGGCCGCAAAUUAUCCCCCUGGUCCCCCUCACCAACCAGUACAGACAUCAAGACCACAUGGACCACAAGGACUACAAGUCCAAGCCUGAGAAGACGGACGUUCCCCGGCAGAAGAGGAAAUACGAGAAGAAGCAGAAGGUGCUUCCUCUGUCGUCGGGCAUCCUCCACCAUUCAGGUCCAGCUGUGUUUAACGCCAAGGACCUCAACCAGUAUGACUUCCCCAGCUCUGAUGAAGAGCCUUACUCCCAGCUGCACUCCGGCUCGUCAGAAGCAGAGGAGGAGAGUGAUCCAGAUGGUGUUUAUGCCUUUCGUAGGAAAGCAGGCUGUCAGUACUACGCUGACCGUGUGGGCAGCUGGCCGUGGUGUGGACCCUGGGAGGGCGGCCUGGCGGGUGCUCGCUAUCGUUACAGUCUCACCACGCUGACUGUGCCACAGCGCUGCCUGGGCAUGGCUCGACGACGCGUGGGACGAGGAGGAAGGGUGUUGCUGGACAGAGCAUACACGGAUGUUGACAGUGUUUGUCAUGGACUGGAUCCAGAUCCACCCUGUCCUGCGGCUUCUUCUUUAUCGGCCAAUGACAAGUUGGCUAGUACCUCAGAAACUAAUACCUCGGACAGAAGUUCCUCCUCCAGUCGGUCUCUUUUCCAAGCCCCUUGCACGGACCUCAGUCAGAUACUGUUGAAUAUAAAGGCACGUCGUUGGCGGCACUUUAGACCACGGACACUACCACUACACAAGCUGGACAACGCCCACCCUCUAUUCAGGAGGCUGAGUCGAGGCCUGAAGCGCAGAGUCUCUACCUCUACAGUCAGGGGACAAUUCUGUGGCUCCGCUCGCCCAGGAAGGGCUGUCCCAGCGUCUGCGCCCAUUGCUGCUUUCACAGCUGAACAGUACCAGCAGCAUCAGGAGCAGCUGACUCUGAUGCGCAAACAGCAGCUGGAGCAAAUCCAGCAGCAACAGCAAGCAAACAGCACUGCCAACAGCACACAGAGUCCGGUGAAUACGUUGGACCAGGCUGGUGCUCAGUUUGCUGCCUCGGCCGUUGUCACCGCUAACCAACUUCUGGCUCUAAAAACAAAGGAGGAGCUAGUCCUUGGAGGUGGAGUCAAUGGCAUCCUCUCCCCCUCAGGUAUCAGCGGCAGUGUUUACAAGGGCUUGCACCUCUCGAGCACAGCAUCUCCUUCCCCCGCAGCCCCAGCUCCUCCCACUACAGCUCAGCGUCCCACCUUGCUCCACCCCUGCACCACGUCCACCUCCUUGUCCGCUACAGUUAAAAACAACGGCAGCACCCACCCCGCCAACGCCACUACAACAAACAUCACCACCACCACUCAGGUCCUGCUGGGGAACAACAGCAGCUUCCGUCUGGGCGUUCCCACCAGCAAGCGCGUCCACGCUCCCCGGACACUGAGCGCCACCGUGUCAACAUCAGCCUUAAAGCUCGCAGCUGCUGCUGCCGCAACCGCGAACUGUCAGAAACCCAAGGUCACGGCGGCCUCGCCCUCACCAUUGGACAUCGUGCCCAGGGAAAAUCACGAACAAGACCAGCCAGCACUGAACAGUCUGUCGGAGAACACAGUGGCCAUGGAGGUUACGUAGCAUCCUGAACACAGCGCACUUUGUCGCCUUUUUUUGUUUUGUUUUUUUUUUGAAAGGUGCUAUGCAUCGUUUGGCGGUCAAGAAUGCAACCGGUGGGCAGAAAGCGCACGGCAAAACUGGGUUUCCAUGGCUACUGUUUUUUGGGACUUAAUUGCAAUGCUCCUGUCAUACCCCCCUCCCCCACCCCCAUUUGUUACUGUUAAUAAGAGGUCGUCUGUAAAUUCUUAAUAUGACAAUUAUGUGUACAGUACUGCAUAUUUGUAUUGCUCCUCCCUCACCGCCCCUGUUCUUGUAUAUAACAUUACUUGAAUACAAAUUGUUCAUUUGUGAUGUUUUGCACUUGAUAU
Messenger RNA from Thalassophryne amazonica, 3044 nucleotides. RefSeq names its product enhancer of polycomb homolog 1 (Drosophila) b (gene epc1b). The record is from RefSeq and is a predicted model, not a curated record. Lineage: Eukaryota; Metazoa; Chordata; Actinopteri; Batrachoidiformes; Batrachoididae. Gene Ontology annotation, cellular component: piccolo histone acetyltransferase complex. Bases 220 to 2697 code for a protein of 825 amino acids. The transcript has 14 exons. Gene Ontology annotation, biological process: regulation of transcription by RNA polymerase II.